Molecule: messenger RNA, 993 nt
Organism: Morchella sextelata
Lineage: Eukaryota; Fungi; Ascomycota; Pezizomycetes; Pezizales; Morchellaceae
Exons: 5
Coding region: 1-993 (330 amino acids)
Molecular function (GO): dioxygenase activity
Source: RefSeq, a predicted model, not a curated record
AUGGCAAACCCAAAAGCAAAAGCCCCGCCGAUUAUCGACUUUGCGCCGUUCUACGGCAACGACCCCACAGCCCGUCAGAACGUCGUAGACCAAGUGCGCGCAGCCUGCCUCGACAAAGGCUUCUUCCAAAUCAUCAACCACCCAGUUCCCUCCUCCCUGCAAGAUGCCAUGUUCACGCUAGCCCAAGAGUUCUUCGCCCUCCCCAUGGAGGAGAAGCUCAAAGACGAUAAAGAUCAAAACGACCACCACCGUGGCUACGAGGCCUUCCGCAGCCAGGCUUUCGAAACCAGCCGUUACCCAGACCUAAAAGAAGCCAUUGACUUUGGCCCCGACUACCAAUCCGACCACCCAUACGUGAAGACCAAGCGGGUAGCGUGCGGCCCAAACCUGUACCCGCAAAGUGUCGGGAACCCAGAGGAGUUCCAGAAAACGGUCGAUACGUACUUGGAGACGACACUUAGGCUAGCAGACGACGUUUUAAAAGUGCUGGCGCUAUCGCUGGGGCUGCAUGCGGAGUAUUUCGCAGAGUUCUCAAAGAACCGGCUUGCGACGGUGAAGAUGCUGCAUUAUCCGGCGCAGGACCCCGUGGUGGUGGAUGAUGGGGAGAGGGGCAUCAGUGCACAUACGGAUUUCGGGUUUGUUACGCUACUUAUGCAGGACGAUGCCGGCGGCCUACAGGUCUGGGAUAAAGACACUGAUUCCUGGCUCGAUGUAACCCCCAUCAAAGGCGCCUACGUCGUUAACCUUGGUGACUGCAUGCGCCGCUGGACCAACGACCGCUACAGUUCCGGCCUUCACCAGGUCAUCAACAAAUCCGGCAAAGCCCGCUAUUCGAUAGCAUGUUUCCACGCCGGGAACCCAGACUAUGUUGUCAAGUGUCUUCCUGAAUGCGUUGGUGAUGAAGGCGAGAAGUAUCCGCCAGUGAAGGUGCACGAUUAUAUCACAGAGAGGUAUAAUGACACAUAUGGGAGAGCGGCGGCAUUGAAUGCCUAA